Auanema sp. JU1783 is the source of this 456-nucleotide messenger RNA. The record is from the annotation of a GenBank genome assembly. NCBI's taxonomy places the organism in Eukaryota, Metazoa, Nematoda, Chromadorea, Rhabditida, Rhabditidae.
AUGUCUGCUUCCAUUGCUGAUCUACCAAAAAUCCCAGUCGAUAUUGCUGAGGCGGUGACCGGAAAAGUCGAACUUCGCAAAGUUGAGACCCAGGAGAAGAACGUUUUGCCUACUAAAGAAGAUGUUGUUCAAGAACGCCAACACGUGGAAAUGAUGAAUGGCAUUGAAAACUUCUCAGCCAACCAAUUGAACAAAACUGAAACCCAGGAGAAAGUUGUUCUACCAUCUUCUGAUGACAUAAAGGCGGAGAAAACUCAUCAAGAACUCACUCAAGGUAUUGAGUCUUUCUCUCCUGAAAAGCUAAAGCAUACAGAAACUUCUGAAAGAGUCGUUUUGCCUUCCAAAGAAGAUUUGGCUCGUGAAAAGACUAUGGACUUGGCUGCUCAAUUCGAUCAUAACAAGCUUCGACAUGUUGAGCCAACCAUUAAGAACACCAUUGAGGUUAUCGAGCAGUGA